Ascochyta rabiei is the source of this 1704-nucleotide messenger RNA. Its product is annotated as ARF GAP with effector function(s). The record is from RefSeq and is a predicted model, not a curated record. Gene Ontology annotation, molecular function: metal ion binding; GTPase activator activity. Gene Ontology annotation, cellular component: Golgi apparatus. NCBI's taxonomy places the organism in Eukaryota, Fungi, Ascomycota, Dothideomycetes, Pleosporales, Didymellaceae. Gene Ontology annotation, biological process: endocytosis; endoplasmic reticulum to Golgi vesicle-mediated transport; intra-Golgi vesicle-mediated transport. The coding region runs from base 1 to 1704 and encodes 567 amino acids. The transcript has 3 exons.
AUGUCGCGGCGGCCCAAUCCCGCCGCUGAUCGCGCUGAGCAGAACCGCGCAACACUCAAGAACCUCGUCAAGCUCCAAGGCAACAAGACAUGCUCCGACUGCAAGAGGAACAAGCACCCACGAUGGGCCAGCUGGAACCUCGGUGUCUUCAUAUGCAUCCGCUGCUCAGGCAUUCACCGCGGCAUGGGCACCCACAUCUCCAAGGUCAAGUCGGUCGACCUCGACACCUGGACGGAUGAGCAGCUGCAGAGCGUGCUGAGGUGGGGCAACGCCCGGGCGAACAAGUACUGGGAAGCCAAGCUGGCACCCGGCCAUGUGCCUUCGGAGGCCAAGAUCGAGAACUUCAUCCGCACAAAGUACGAGUCCAAGCGCUGGGUCAUGGACGGGCCCAUGCCAGAUCCAUCGCAAUUGGGCGACGACGACGACGACGACGAUCUGCCGCUGUCCAAGGUGCAGGAGAAGAUCCAGGUUGAACGAUCGGCCUCGCAACGUCUGGCUGGCAACGCCGCAGCCUCGCGACCACCGCCUCCUCCGCACGCGAAGCCGGCCCCGGCGAUCGACCUCUUCGGCGACGCCACACCGGCCCCUCCACGAUCGAGCACUGGGCCGCCAGCGGCAACAAGGGCACCACCACCAAAGGCAGAGGCCGCCCCUCCCAAACAAACCAAGGCUGGCGACUCGCUGCUGGGCUUGGACUUUCUGGGAGGCAGCUCGGCACCGCCAGCGAGGCCAUCCAGCACCGGUCCAGCAGGUGCCUCCGCUGCCCCGUCGAGACCAGACCUCAAGCAGUCGAUCCUGUCUCUGUACGCCUCGACACCCAAGCCCGCAGCACAGCCACAGCCACAGCCACAUCAACAGCAACAGCCACAUCAACAGCAACAGCAACAGCAACAGCAACAGCAACAGCCACAUCAACAGCAACAGCAACAGCAACAGCAACACGCACGGCAAGAGUCGCUCGGUGGUCUUGCAUCGCCUCCAUCUCAGUCAGCCUUUGGCGGCAUCAACGACGCUUUUGGCAGCCUGUCCUUCAACGCCGCGCCGGCGCCCAAGCCCUCGCCCUUCUCCGGACUCGACGCCUUCUCCAGCACAAGGCCGCCCGCGUCCACAUCGUCCUCGAACAUGUUUGGUGGCGGCGGCAACUUCUUCGACGCAAAGCCCACCUCCCCCCCUGUCCAGAAGCGCACCACAAGCCCCUCAAGCGGCCUCGCCAACUACUCGUCGUUCAACACGCCCGCACCCUCCAAGCCCGCAGCCUCGUCCUCUGGCAUGGGCGACCUCGUCGACCUCUCGAUGCCUUCCGCGCCUGCGCCCGCGCCCGCGUCCGCUCCGCAGCGAACGUUCUCGCCCGUCUCCUCACCACCGCCCGCAUCUUCUGCCUUCCACCUGUCUCAGCCUGCUGCACCAGCAGCGCCGAAGCCCAGCCAGCCGGCUGUGAACUACGGCAACAUGGAUGCGUGGGGCAGCAACGACGUCUGGUCGUCCAACGCACCCGGCCAGCCCGCUGCACCCGCUGCACCCGCUGCCACCACAUCGCACGUGCCGGCCAAGAGUCCUGGGUGGGGCGGCGACGACGACUUUGGCGGCUGGAGCAGCGCCGCGCCCACAACGACAACCACGACAAACACCGCGACGAGCUCGAGCAAGCCUGCAGGAGGAUUUGGGGGCGGAAGCGAUGACCUGUUCUCCAACGUCUGGGAGUAG